Drosophila subpulchrella is the source of this 1081-nucleotide messenger RNA. RefSeq lists its product as uncharacterized. The transcript has 4 exons. The record is from RefSeq and is a predicted model, not a curated record. Lineage: Eukaryota; Metazoa; Arthropoda; Insecta; Diptera; Drosophilidae. Gene Ontology annotation, biological process: regulation of transcription by RNA polymerase II. Bases 38 to 868 code for a protein of 276 amino acids. Gene Ontology annotation, cellular component: nucleus; transcription regulator complex.
CAAACGACUUCACAUUUCGACAGGUACCACACGAAAAAUGAAUGGGAGUAUCAAAAGAGCCCACAAAAGCCGGCUGGGGGAAUUUAAAACCGAUGAUAAGAUUGUGCUAAUCCACUCGGUGCAGUCUAAGCCAAUACUUUGGGAUACAAACCACGAGCGGCACUUCCAUGGGCCACUUUUGAAAAAGGCUUGGGAAAGAGUGGCUGCAGAGGUAAAUAGAGAUGUUAAGAGCUGCAAGGCUGCCUGGAAGUCCCUGAGAGACAGCUAUAAGUAUUAUCGCAACACAAGAAAGUCGAAAAGUGGAAAUUCCCAAGAAGAUGAGGACUACGUGGAGUGGAAAUUUGCUGAAUACAUGGCCUUCUUGCCAGGCUCAACUACAUUACAACGGACCCGAAGCUCUACAUAUGCUCCAGAUGAGACGGAGGCCGCACAAGAUCAAGAUCAGUAUGAGGAACUGGAACUGAAGUUCUCGGAUCAACCGGAUUUCUUGGACUCAAAGUUAAUGGGGUCCGAUGGUGGAGACAGUAUCCCAGGAGAAGUCGAGAACGGGCUUAACAACGAUUUAGUCGACAACGAACUAAGUGACUCCUUGCACACAUAUGAGGAAAAUUGGCCUUCUAAAAGAAAAAGGUUUGAUCCGCCAUCGUCACCUUCACCAUCUCCAACACCUGCCACAAAAAUGUGCGACAUGUUAAGCAAAUUCCUUCAGAGCGAGAAUAAGGCUGCUCCGAGGAGACCCAUUUUUGGCUACUGGGAAUCGCUGCUUGAUAAAAUGCCUCCAGAGUUCGCUGAUGUGGUUGAGCAAAAAAUGACUAAGGUUCUUUGGGCCGAACAGGAUGCAUUUAAAUCUCAAGAGCAACAAAGAUAAGACCUAAUUCAUCUGUUUUAAGUGCCUAAUAUAUAAUCUUAACGAAGUGAAAGACUAUUUUUUCCCCAUUUAGCUUUUCCGUCGCAUUCAGACUGCUAUUGUGUUUCUAAGUUCCUAAAAACCAUUUCUUGCCGUUUUUAAUUCUAAUGACCUUAUUUGAAUAUACACAAAAAAUUAAACCAUUCCGAAAUAAAAUUAAUAUUUUAUAUCACA